AUGGAGAUAUUAAAAAGCCAAGACAGCUUAAAUGAGCUUCAUAUUGAUGAAUACAAAUUAAAGUCACUUGCACUGAACUGCACCGCAACAAAUCCAGAUUCAAGAAGAGAGGCUAAUUUUAUUAAAAAUUUCGUCUUAACAGAAGCAACAAUACUUGACAAAGAACAGAAGCUUGAGUUCGAUACAUUGUUCCAGAAAGGAAUUCUUGAUCAGGUUGAACAUUUAAUCAAUAAUAAUUUCCCUCUUGAACAAAUUAAAGCGAAACUCAACUUAAUAUCUCCAUUACCUCAGUUUGUUGCAAGGACGAAUGAAUUGUCUUUCAAAGCAGAACAAAAAUCCAAUUAA
This is a messenger RNA of Trichomonas vaginalis G3, 345 nucleotides long. RefSeq lists its product as uncharacterized. Lineage: Eukaryota; Parabasalia; Trichomonadida; Trichomonadidae. The transcript has a single exon. The record is from RefSeq and is a predicted model, not a curated record. Bases 1 to 345 code for a protein of 114 amino acids.